Entrophospora sp. SA101 is the source of this 1881-nucleotide messenger RNA. NCBI's taxonomy places the organism in Eukaryota, Fungi, Glomeromycota, Glomeromycetes, Entrophosporales, Entrophosporaceae. The record is from the annotation of a GenBank genome assembly.
AUGUCAAAUAUAUACAGCCAUAGACAGAUUGUUCCUGCCUCAACAACUGCUGCAACCCGUAUAGGUGAUUUACUGGAGGCUUUAAAGACUGAAAUUGAAACCCUUCAUCAAGAAUCUACAAUGUAUAAAAUGCAACGUGACGACCUUGAAAAUAAAGUUCAACAACAAACUGAAGAAGUUGCUCAUAUUCGUCAAGGAUUAUACGAUUUACAGGCUACUCAGAAAAAUAUAAAAGCACAAUAUGAUGAUAAUUUACGUGGACUUCAACGUGACUUAGAUACUCAAAGAUUACAUUCCCAUCCCUCUACCAGUUCUCAUCCACAACCAUCACAACCAUCACAUCCUCAGCCACCUCCACCAAAUAUUGGUCAAGGCCCAAAUAAUUUAUUUGGCGGAAUCAUGAGUGGUGCUCAGGCUGGCCCUCCUCCUCCACCACCUCAAAAUAUCUCUCAAGGUGCUGGAAAUCCUGCUCCUUCUCCUUAUCUAAAUGGUAGCGGUCCAAGCCCUUUAUCUCAACAAUCACAACAUUCUUCUAAACGUCAACGAAUAGAAGACGGUGGAGGUCCUCCUGGUCCUCCAAACCCUUUAGGAAUGCCUGUUAAUAAUCAACAGCCACCUUCUGGUAUAUACAGCAAUAAUGGUCUUCCGCCGCCACCACCGCCUCCUCCUCAACCUGGCCAACCACCAAUGAAUCAACAAAGUUACGGUAUGCAAGGAGUUGGACAAAGUAAACCAGGAAAUAAAAUGCCAAAAUCGGUAAACCUAAUGCAACAACAGAUGCCACCAAAUCUUGGACCUGAAGUUCCACAAAGUUCUGGAGUACCUCCUAAUGGUAAUGCACAACAUUCUGGUCCACCAUCUAAUAAACGUAAAAAUAAUCAAAAUACAAGUAAUCAAUUACAAUCAGGUAGUCGACCUCCAAUGAGGCAACCUUCAGUCAGUGGUGGUAGUACUGGUCUAAGUGAUAUGGAUCCUGAUAGUGUACCUGCUCAGCUUAAAAAAGAAGGAACUGAUUGGUUCGCAAUCGUUGUUUGUUGUGUUAAAUUCAAUUCGGACGGCAGCUUACUUGCAACUGGUUGUAAUCGAAGUGCACAAAUUUAUAAUGUUAAAACUGGUCAAAAGAUGUACGUUCUUGACGAUCCUAAUGUUGAUAAAACUGGUGAUUUGUAUAUUCGAAGUGUAUGUUUUAGUCCUGAUGGUAAUUAUUUAGCUACAGGUGCUGAAGAUAAACAAAUCAGAAUUUGGGAUAUUCAAAAACAAGCCAUCAGAAACAUUUUUUCAGGACAUGAGCAAGACAUAUAUUCACUUGAUUUUUCACGGGAUGGACGUACAAUCGUGUCAGGUUCAGGUGAUAGAACAGCAAGGAUUUGGGAUAUGGUAUCUGGCGAAUUGGUGAAUAAACUUUCGAUUGACGAACCUAGUACAAAAGAUGCCGGAGUAACAAGUGUGGCUAUUAGCCCUGAUGGUGCAUUUGUUGCAGCCGGUUCACUGGACAAAAUAGUGAGGGUUUGGGAUUCAAGAACUGGUUAUCUACUCGAAAGAUUGGAAGGUCAUAAAGACAGUGUUUACUCGGUUGCAUUUUCUCCAGAUGGUAAAACUUUAGUUUCAGGAAGUUUGGAUAAAACUUUAAGAUUAUGGGAUAUGGCUUAUAUAGGUAGAAAUCAAAGUAACUCUGGUCAAAAGAAUCAAUCUAAAUUAACAUUUAGUGGUCACAAGGAUUUUGUAUUAUCGGUUGCUGUUUCACCUGAUGCUAGAUGGGUUGUUUCGGGUUCAAAAGAUCGUAGUGUACAAUUUUGGGAUCCUAUCACAGCACAAACACAAUUUAUGUUACAAGGUUCUGGUGAUUGUAGAGCAAGAUUAUGGCUAUAUGAUGACAUGUAG